GUAGCAGUUGAGAGGAAAAUCACUUACUCAUACUCUGGCAGCAGUGGAAGUUCAUGCAGUGGCCUUUCAUUUCAACUACACAACUAGAGGUUAAGACAUUAAGCCAUGUCUGGAUAUACCAUAUAGUUGCCCGAGGAGCCUCUCUGGACCAGAUCUGAAACCAGCAAAUAAACUAUACUGUAUGUCUGCUCUUGAUGGUGGGCUAGAGAUCAUAUCACUUGGCUUAAGCCACCCAGAGAGAUUCGAUCAGUAAUACAGGGAUAAAAGAAUGAAAACUACAGAAUCCAUCUGCUUAAAAUCCAAACAUAUGGACUGAGCACAAUAAAGCUCUGCUUGAAAGUUUAGCUACUACAAUAGCUGCAGUCAGAACAUUUGGACGACCUUUCGGCUGAAUGUGUUUUUCAUGUGCUAAUGAAACGACAGGAAAGCACCAAGCACUGCCCUUCAUCUUGACAUUGUUGAAACAUUUUGAGAGCAAGGGCUACGCGUGCCUUUAAAGAAACAGUCUGUCUCGGGGAAAUUGCGAUAAACUCAAGGGACAUGUUUUGGUGACUCAAAAAGAAAGACAAAUAUCUGGAUAUAAGAUCGAAAACAGACGCAAACAUAACAGAGGAUAGUCUUCCAGCCUUUGCCACAUUUGCAAAAGAGCAUAUCCUACUUGUGAAAUUUUCUUGGCACUUUUCCAUGGGAGCUGAUCCAGGGUGCAUUGAGAAGUACCUCCAGGGAGGUCUUGUUAGAGUUUGAAUAAUAUUGUGUGGAUUGAAAGCAAAAGUACAUUUCUCAGCUCAUCUCUGGGUGGUAGCGCGUCUGCUCUGAAGGAUUACCGUGAAGAAACCGUCCAGCAAAAUGUAGAGCUUUAGUUAGACUUUGAUCCUGCUUUUGAUUCUUGUUUCGGGAAGCAUAAAACAAUCCGGGGAUCCCGAAACCACCUCUUACAAGCCAAACGUACGCCCCGGCUGAGAAAAAGAAAGCUUUUAUCACACACCCAGGCAAGCGUGCCGGCUAAAAGGGGGCUCAGCGAAAGAAGAGAGUCUCUUAGGCAAGGAUAAAGUGAAGUGGGCUGGGAUGGAGUGCAAACAUGAGCCUGCUAGAAGAGGGGACAGCUGGGGUGGGCCUACCACUACAACAUCCUCCACCCUCAACAAGACUGGAGCAAACACGUCCCUGGAGAGGCACAGUACUAACAUUUUGGAGAAAGAUGACCACUGCGGGGUCAAAGCAAAGCCAGGCUUGACGUCUUGCCAGAUGGAGCGGAAAACAAACCUCAGCAGAAGUGCCAGUUUGUCGGAGAAGGAGCUGAAGGAGGCACGAACCAAGAGUCAGAUCAUUGCUGCUCAGCUCCAGGCCAAUUCCAACUCUAAAGGCGUCCAACUUUUCAACCGGCGCAGACAGAGAGUGAACGCUUUCACACUCGUAAGCGUUGGAGGAGGGGGAGUGGAGGCAUCUAAGAAUGUAAUUGAUUCAUUUUUUGAAAGUCCACGGACAUGGGACAAAUGCUCAACUGAGGACCAGGACAAAGAGUUGAAUCACAGGAACCUCAAGACCGGUCUCACGAGGUUGGCCGGCAGAAUCCACCAUACUGGGAGUGACAUGGAAGAUGCUAGUGAGGUUACACGGGAGGAUGUAGCAGAAGAAAGCAGCCAAGAUAGACACUUUCUCCCCGUCAAUGAGAAGGAUGAGGAGCUUUCAGAAGACCUCACAGAGCAAGUGAAGGAUGAGGUUACUCUUAGAAGUGACAGUAACCCUGCUGUUAUGGACCGAACUGGUGAAGAUGAAGCUGAAGCCAAUGGAGUACACAAUAAAGAAAUCCCAAAUGGAUACAGUGCACAAUGCAAUGGAAAAGCAGAUAAGACGGUGACUAAACAGCCCACCAUCAUAAACAGAACAGCUCGCCCAUUUUUCUCCCCAACAACAGUAGGAUGCUCUGAAGUUACAAGUCCAGUCAUGGACAUCCCUCCAGCUCAUGACUCUACAACACACUUUGAACCUUCAACUUACCCAGUGCACCCAAGACCUGUUUUCUCUCCACCACCGCCUCCACCUUCAUAUCCGACUCCUCCUCUCCCCAGCUACUCCAGCCCUCCUCCACCUAACACAGGCCAUGCUCCCUCACCUCAGCCUUCUUCUUACUACAUCCGCCCAUAUGCCCCCAGGCCUACAUUUGUCCCUGACCUCUUGAGUGAGAAGAGAUCUGUAACUCCCAUCAAAACGGGUAUCCUCGAUGAGGGCCAGGCUCGCCGAGCAACCCGUAAGUCGAUGUUCACGUUUCAGGAGAAACCAAAAGUGGCUCCGAAUCCCGAACUCCUGUCCUUGGUGCAGUGUGCAGAUGAAAAGAAGAAAAACCCCCAGCCAGAUGCAGGGCAGGAGGAGGAGCUGCUGGCUCUCGGGGCCGAAGCCUCAAACUUCCUGGCCAAGGAAGAGGACGUUCACAAGGAAGCUGCGGUGCCAGAGUGGGCCUUGAGUUUGAAAAGCUCCAGAACGCGUGCCAGGAUAGAGCACAAGCCUGAGCAGGCCCUGACCGAUGCUUCAGGAAAAGGAGCUGAACUGUUUGCCAAACGCCAGUCGAGGAUGGAAAGGUACGUCCAUGACAGCAAGGACCCGAGAUCACCCUCUCCUACCAUGUCCUUGCCUCCUUCAUGGGUAUAUCCAUCCAACAUGCCCGGUCGAGUGAAGGCCAUAAUAAACUCCUCCAAUAUAAGUGCACAAAUUUCAAAGACACUUCAAACUCAGCAGGCCAUUCAGAAAAAGACUGUCCUUGCCAAAGCACCAGUGCCUGCUCCAGCUCCACCUCCACCUCCAGAGAUACCCUUGGAGAACGGCUGCACUAAAAUCGAGAUGGAGCUGUCCAAACAUCAGCCAUACCAGCUUAACUCAUCCCUCUUCAUCUUCAACCCCACAAAAGAUCCCUACAGCACUCUUCCCAGAGCCGCCCCAGCUCCUAAACCUGUCGUGACAGCUCACUCCUACUCCAGACAAUCUUCCCUUCCAACAAGCCCAUUGCCAUCGCCAUACAGCCCUUCUGCCACCUAUCGGUCAGCCCAUUGCUUUUCGCCUCCUGUGACGCCUCUCAGUCCCAUCACAGCAGGCAGCGUCAGUUCCCCAGUGUCGCCUUUAGCUCCAGAACGUGUAGCUUCACCUCGCUCUGGCGUCCAAGCACCACGUCCCACGUUCUCCAUCAAAAAAGCUGGUAUCAGCCCACAGAUUAAGGAGGAGACCCCGGCACCAGUCAAUAGCCCCGGCCCCACCACCCCAACCUCCAGGACGCCCAACCUCACUAGACGCUUCACCAGCCCUGAGGUGCUUUCCAGCGCCAUCUGGUCCCCCAGCAGCCCUCUAGUGACCUCUACACCAUCCACCCCAAUCUACAAGCCCACACCAAUCUCCCCCUCACCCCGACCCAUCCAUAAACCCGUCACAACAUGCCCUUCCCCAAGCCCUAUCCACAAGCCCAUUGCAACCACAGCAUCUCCAGGUACCAUCUUCAAGCCGAGCGCCACCUCUCCUGUGUCUCCACCCUGGGAAACCAGGUGCCAGUCUCCGGCCGUCAGCCAGGACACCAAAGCCAACCACCGCAUUUUGGCCAAAAACAUCAUCAAUGCCGCCAAGCGGAAAAACAGUCCGUCUCCCGGGGCGCUGGGUGGCCACAGUCUGCCCAUCUCCCCGGUGAGCGGCGGGAUCGUGCCUUAUGAACACAAUCCUGUCAGUCCAUUUCAGCCACGGAUGCUGGGGGCUCAGUCACCCACCCUUACCAGUCCCUCUCCCACCCGCAUGAUCCACUCUCCGGUGCGCUUGUACAACACCCGCUCGCUGACUGACUCGGACGCCUCGGUGGAGUCUGAGGAUUCGGGUCUGCGCUCUCCUGGAGUGCGCAGCUACAACACCUGCCCCCGUGGCUGGGCCGGCGGUCUGCAGGUGAAGAGGGGAGGCAUGUCUGAAGAUCUGUAGGAACUAGGAAGCACUUGAUGAUUUAUACUUCAGCCUGAUUUCGUUGUAGACCAAAGUGUCCCUUAAGUAUUGAAUGUAAAGCAUUGUGGAUUUUGCAGUACAUUGAAUACAGUACAGUAUGUUGACUGUGUGAUGGAAUCUAUACAUAUCGUUCAAAAAUUUUGGGUCAGUAAGAUUUUACUGAGAAAUGUAU
Messenger RNA from Sinocyclocheilus grahami, 4138 nucleotides. Its product is annotated as extensin-2-like. Lineage: Eukaryota; Metazoa; Chordata; Actinopteri; Cypriniformes; Cyprinidae. Gene Ontology annotation, molecular function: actin binding. Bases 1066 to 3945 code for a protein of 959 amino acids. The transcript is spliced from 3 exons. The record is from RefSeq and is a predicted model, not a curated record. Gene Ontology annotation, cellular component: Z disc; actin cytoskeleton; nucleus. Gene Ontology annotation, biological process: positive regulation of actin filament bundle assembly.